AUGGCGAACUCGGCAGAUGGUAUUGAUGUAGAUGCAACUGCUGGUCUUGGGAACACAGCACAACGGAAUCCAUUGACUUGUGGUGUUUGUCAGGAUUAUUACACUGAGCCUUGUCUACUGUCUUGUUUUCAUACUCUUUGUUCGAGAUGUGUUCGUGGACCUCACCUCGAUUCAAAAGUUAUUUGUCCUAUUUGCGGACAAAUAACCCAAUUAAAGGAAGGAACCCAGAUGCCACCGGUUGAUCAGUUGAUACGUCAAUUGAUCGAAAUAGCCAAUAACGAAAAUCCAGCAUGUGCCAAUUGUGACAAACGUCAAGCACUAUGUACACACUGCCGUGAAAAUACUCAUCGCGCAAAAAUGUUUUCAUCACACGAAGUUGUGCACAUGAGUAAAUGCUCAAAAGAUACUCAAAGACGUUGUCCCUCGCAUGGUGAUUUAUUUAUAAUGUACAGCCAAAGUACCAAAUCAAUGUUAUGCGCGACUUGUUUUCGUGAUACACCAGCAGAUGCACGAAUUCAUUGCGUUGACAUUGAUACAGCAUGGCAACAGGCUAAUAAAAAAAUGGAGCGCGCUGCCAAUUCACUUUGCGAAUUGCAAGCUGGCGUACACGAUAGUUUAAUGGCACUGAAAAGCCAAUUGGAAGAAUUGAGACAUAAUUUAGAAUCGGAAAAACGUUCACUUAAUUCUUAUUGCCAGGGCAUGCAAGAGGCUGUUACUAAAACACACACAUCUGUAUCGGCGGAACUGCAACGUCAAUUUGAAACAAAAGAGCGGUUGGUCCGAGGACAAUUACUUAGUCUAGGCUCAGCAAUACCUGUAUUGCAAAUGCAUUUAAUGUUGUGCACAGUUUUUACCAGUGGUGCCACUAAAUACCAAUUUUUAGAGCUUGCUCAUCCCAUGCUUGAGCGACUUGGACGCGUCGCACAGCUUGGACAUCCGUCCAGACCACCUGUAUUGGCUGGUCACUUUAAAAUAAAUUAUAGAAAUGAAUUCGCACGGGCAUUACAACCUUUUUUGGGACAAAUAAACACUGCGCAACAACAACAGCAACAUCAACAAAAAGAUUUGUACGAGCACACUCAUCAGAUUUCUAAUGAGCAGUCACUUCUUCAGACCACGAAAUUAACAUCUCGAAUAUCAAAAUUGGGGUCAGACAACGGGCAAUUCAGCAGCCACUGCCGCACAUUUGAUUCCCAACUAAAAGAAUUGAAUGACCAAUUAAUAGCUGUUAAAAAUCGGAUAAGCGAAUUGCAACGGGAUGUAACUGUGUUGAGGCGCGUCAACACACCACCGAUAAGUGUACGGUAUGAACACGCUGUAAGAGAUUGUCGAUUACUUGAACAGGAAUUGGAGCAUCACCAAAUUGAAUUAGAGCGAUUGAGAAAUAUAUUCGAUGCGCUGUGGGAAGAACAGCUAUGUAAAAUACACAUUGAGAAGGAGAUAUUCCAUUCCCAGAUGAAAGAUAUUCUAACAUUGAAAGCCGAUCUCAAACAAUUGCAAUCAGUAUCCCAACAAAUGGAACCCUUUAUAAAGUCAUUCUCUGCGGGAAUUUCUGCCGAAUCAAAAGAUGCGCCAAGAUGCAGAACUCCCUCGGGCGGAGUAGGAGCACUCUUAGAUUCCGGUGGUAAUAUUAUUGUUUAUGGUACGGCUAAAUCAUCAGAAGCUAAACGCGGGGUACUGAGUCAAUUAAUCGAAAAAGCACGAACCCGCGAAGACCGUAAGAAAUCUCCAGGUAGAGACAAAGAAGAAGGAGGGAGCAGAGAUCGUAGUCAAAGUCGUCGGUCAAGAAAGUCACCUGACAGUGGUCACAAGCCUAAAACACCACCUGGUUCGUCUUCUACCAGCAAAGUACGUUCUCUUUAUCGGUCAUUGAAAGGCGGCUCUGGCGACAAUAAUGCCGAUGGUGUGGAGCAGGAUAAUAAAAACAGUGAAAGUCAAUCUCAAAAAGAUAAUACUGGAGCAACUGAAGAAAGUGAAUAUCAACGAAUAUCAGAAGCAUCAACCCUAGGAGACGUUAAAAAAUCCCGAGUUCAAGCUCAAAUUCAUGCAGCACCAGAAGAACCAACAACAGGAACAGGAAAAGCGAAUGAGCAGCGUCAAAAAAGCGUGAGAGUGUAUCCAGCAAGUGAUUCUGAGGACGUUUUUUACUCGAGUGAAAAAACCGCCGAUGGCAGAAGAAAAAGACGGGCAAGCUGUGACAGUCUGAGCACCACAGGAUCUGGUGGUAGCAGGAGAUCAAGUCUCACUGAUGGUGCGUUAAUUGGUAAAGACCCACGAAAAACACUGCUAGUACUAAUAGGACCAACAGCUAAAUCUACACCAAGUCUUGUUUCGAAACAACGAUCAUGGGAAACGUUCCCACGACCUAAAAGUAAACGAUCUGCCGCUCAUUCAACAAUUAUCGCUGCUGCUGAAGCAAACGCGACUGGUCUUGGCCCUCUGAAGAAGGCUGACAGUUUAGAGGGCCACGAGGAAGCGGUAAGGACUCUUGUUGCUGCAGUCCAAGAAACUAGAAAUCAGAGGCAUUACCAUGCUCAUCAUCAUCGGCAUCAUCGUAAAAGUAAAACUAAUUAA
Messenger RNA from Cotesia congregata, 2574 nucleotides. Lineage: Eukaryota; Metazoa; Arthropoda; Insecta; Hymenoptera; Braconidae. The record is from the annotation of a GenBank genome assembly.